Messenger RNA from Octopus bimaculoides (California two-spot octopus), 869 nucleotides. RefSeq lists its product as uncharacterized. Gene Ontology annotation, cellular component: actin cytoskeleton; cytoplasm. Gene Ontology annotation, molecular function: protein binding. NCBI's taxonomy places the organism in Eukaryota, Metazoa, Mollusca, Cephalopoda, Octopoda, Octopodidae. The record is from RefSeq and is a predicted model, not a curated record. Gene Ontology annotation, biological process: actin filament polymerization.
UAUAUAUAUAAAUGUGUGUGUUUGUGUGUGUUCAUAUUUGCCGAGUAUGCUUGUUCUUGUACAUGCGUAUCUGUGUACGGUUCUCUCUGUCUUUCUACCUCUCUCUCUCUUUUUUAUUUGUUUAUUUUUCCUCUUUCACGUAUAAGGCGGCGGUGGCGAAGCGAUCGGGUUAGUAGUGUGUGUGUGGGGGGUUUGUUUCGUAUCUUGUUACUCUUAAUAAGUGACGUGGUUCCGGUUGUACGUUUUGCAUGGUUACAAAUUUCGACAGGCGACGCCGUUCCUGUUGUUUUUGUUUAUUCUCAGGCGUUCUGGUCGAGCCGCCUUUUUUUUCUCUCUCUUUUUCCUCUCCUGGAAUCCCCUCCCCCACCAUCGUAGACAUGGUGUUCUACGAGUUACCCCAGUACGUGUCCUCGUCGUCCGUCUAUAUUGCUCUCUACUUGAUAUUCCUGCAGCUUCUCCAACACCAAACGCGAAGUUCCUCACACUGGAGAUUGGAAUCUAAACUUGGGAAAGUGGUUCUCGUUGACAGCGAAGAAGAUGGUGGCGACAGCGAUUCCUCUUCCUCGUCUUCGGGAGAGAGCGAACACGAAGAAACGGAGGAGAUAGACCAGAUAAUGGAAAUACUUACUACCAAACUUAUUGACAACGAAGGAAGAUGGUCAGUGAAUUUACACACUCAGGAAAUAAGAGAUAAUAAUCGAAAGAAGAAGCAGUCUGCGUGGAAUGUUGUUGAGAUCCAGAGCGAAUUGCCUCAACUUGCUAACAGAAGACAACUUCCAGGCUGGAUUCCAAAAAUGGUAGGAACCCUUGCUGCACAAGGUGACUGUUUCGAAGGAGAUGAUGUUAAAACUUAGGUAAAUAAGCUUUUU